Geodia barretti is the source of this 837-nucleotide messenger RNA. The record is from the annotation of a GenBank genome assembly. NCBI's taxonomy places the organism in Eukaryota, Metazoa, Porifera, Demospongiae, Tetractinellida, Geodiidae.
AUGGAACCGACAUCCACCAAACUUAUUACGCGCUGGACAGAUACUGAACCCAUCCAGAUCGAAGACGAGUUGGUUGUUGAGGAACCGCUUGAGAUUCGGGUGGGACAACAGAGUUUGAUCGUUGUGAUGCGGACACCCGGACACGAUUUUGAACUCGCCGCAGGUUUUCUUUAUACGGAAAGCCUCAUAACCUCUGGCGAUGACAUCGAAAUCAUUGCCUACUGUGAUGAAGAAGAUUCUGGGACGCAGUCUUCCGGUUUAUCGUCGUUGCAGAAUAUCGUCAACGUUCGUCUUACGGAGGGACUGGACCUUGAUGCCGAAUCAGGUUGGCAGCGGAAUUUUCAUGCAAACGCGAGCUGCGGACUCUGUGGCAAAAUGACGAUUGAAUCCGUCAGACAGCAGGUGCAACCGCUGAAUUCAGGGUUCCAUGCGAAUCAAGGGGUGUUCUAUAAACUCAACGAUCAGUUAAGAAAAGCGCAAUCUGUUUUUGAAAAAACAGGUGGACUCCAUGCCGCUGGGUUGUUCGAUGAAAAGGGCGAACUCCUGAUUAUCAGAGAGGACAUAGGCAGACACAACGCUGUCGAUAAAGUCAUCGGACACGCGUUACUGGCUGACUUAGUGCCGCUUGAGCAACAUAUUUUGAUGGUAAGCGGACGCGCCAGUUUUGAAAUCGUCCAAAAAGCCCUCUUUGCUCGUAUCCCGAUUAUCGCCGCUGUCUCUGCCGCAUCUACACUCGCUGUAGAUCUCGCUGAAGAGGGUAACCUCACAUUAAUAGGUUUCAUGCGGGGUCAGAGUAUGGCAGUCUAUAGUUGUCCAGAACGUGUUCACCGUGAAUAG